Dothidotthia symphoricarpi CBS 119687 is the source of this 879-nucleotide messenger RNA. Its product is annotated as adenylate kinase. Lineage: Eukaryota; Fungi; Ascomycota; Dothideomycetes; Pleosporales; Dothidotthiaceae. Gene Ontology annotation, molecular function: ATP binding; AMP kinase activity. The transcript is spliced from 2 exons. Bases 155 to 874 code for a protein of 239 amino acids. Gene Ontology annotation, biological process: nucleobase-containing compound metabolic process. The record is from RefSeq and is a predicted model, not a curated record. Gene Ontology annotation, cellular component: mitochondrion; cytoplasm.
GUACUGUAUCCCCCUCGCAUACCCGUCACCAUGGACCUCCUCUAGCUGCAGUGACUUCCGACGAAGCCCUCCAGUUUCCAAUCGACACAUCAGUCUUGUAAAUAUAGCCGUGCAUCACAUCUAGCCUAUCAUACCAUUCCACGUCCGAGAAAUUAUGGCCCUGCAAAGACUUUCCAAAGCGGCGCGAGUCAUACUGGUCGGCGCACCAGGCGUGGGCAAGGGCACGCAGAGCGAGCGCCUGAUGCAGAAGUUCUCGGAGAUCAAGCAGCUCAGUUCAGGCGACCUGCUGAGGAAGAAUGUGAAGGAAAAGACACGUGCUGGUCUCGAGGCCGAGUCCAUCAUGAAAUCCGGCAAACUGGUGUCGGACAGCCUGAUACUGCGCCUCAUUACUGAUGAGCUGACGACCCGUGGGUGGAUACAGAGCGGCACCGGAAAAUCAAAGUACACAUUCUCAGACCAGCCCUCAGCGUCGUUCAUACUGGACGGCUUUCCGCGAACCGCAGUACAAGCCGUCCAGCUUGACGACAUUGUUCCCAUCAAUCUGGUCGUCAACCUCAACACCCCCACCGACAUCAUCAUCGACCGCAUCUGCAAUCGAUGGAUCCACGAACCUUCUGGCCGCGUUUACAACACUACGUUCAAUGCGCCCAAGGCGGAUGGCAAGGAUGAUGUGACGGGGGAAGCACUGGUUCGACGAGCUGAUGAUGACCCGGAAGUGUGGAAGGCGCGCUUGAAGAGUUUCAAGGAGACCAGCACACCUCUGCUGGAGCACUACGACAAACUCGGUAUAUUAUGGACAGUGAAUGGAAACAGCAGCGACGAGAUUACUCCUCAGAUCUUUGAGGAGUUUGGGAAGCGAUUUGGCGUGCCUUAGAGCGG